Planococcus citri (citrus mealybug) is the source of this 2115-nucleotide messenger RNA. RefSeq lists its product as uncharacterized. Lineage: Eukaryota; Metazoa; Arthropoda; Insecta; Hemiptera; Pseudococcidae. The transcript is spliced from 7 exons. The record is from RefSeq and is a predicted model, not a curated record. The coding region runs from base 1298 to 1990 and encodes 230 amino acids.
GUUUAUUCGUUUUCUUAUAGUCUCAUCAUGAACAUGAGCAUAGUACCUACAGUACCAUGUAUUUAUCUUGUGCUCUCCCUCUGGAACUGCACAUUUUUGAGCAUUCCAGUGCCAAACCGGAGUUAUAAAAUUAUUCCACAUGUACCUACGCAACUUUAUUAAUUUUGAAAAAUGAAGGGCUGCAACUGCUCAGUAGACUAUUACUUACUGCUACCCCAAGAUCUACAGUCGAUUGAUUUGUUAAAUUAACAGCUAUAGAAUAAUUCAUAAUGCAAAGCUAGUCCAAGAAAGAGGAAAUCCACAAAAAAGAACGUAUAGCCAGAAAAAAUGCCCUUUGAAGCAAAAAUAAUUAUGUCCUAGAUGCCAGAAGCUAUCUUUUUAUGGUCCUUUCCCGGAAUAAAUUUGUAUUUGCCGAGAGAAAGAUGGAGAGUUCCUCAAAAAAAUCAAAGAGGAACGCCGUUUUGAAGAUUUUCCAUACAAACACAUCAGUUGUAAAAAACACUCUAAAGCAUGGUUAUGGAUGCUUGUAAAAAGGAAUUCCCAUAUUUUUACCCAACUACGUAGAUAAAUGAUUUGAGGAACCGUUUUGGCCACAUUCAGAGUAUUUUUGAGGUAUUCAACGAAGAUAACCAUUCCUCCCCAUUCAGUCUUUUAGAUACCAAGCUAUAUGAAAUGAAAAUAUUUUAGCAAAGUGAAGGAUUCAACGUAGACUUUGGUGGAGAUGAAGAGAUACAGAAAAGUAUGUAGCUGUAGUCUUUGAUCAAAGGAUGCGGUGUUAGUUCAUAGUUGUAAAUAUUACGAGAAUGUGUUACUCAUAUAGGUACCGAUUCAAAUAAAAUAUAAUAUUACAUAUGUAAAAACUCUUCGGGAAAACUAUGGAAAAUGCACUUACACCAGGUGAAAUAAAAAGCGUGCUAAACAUAAUAAAUACGUGGACGAAUAAUUCUUCGUCAGCAUAUUUGUUGACGCCUCGACGACAAUUAGGUAUCAUAUUGUUCAAUGUUCAUCAACACUAAUGCAAUUAAAUUACCUAAGUAAGACUUAUCAACGGCGACAUUAUUCCAAUUAGUUUAGAGCGAGGAAAUACCGAAUACGUACUACGUGAUUAUUUAGAAAAAAUGUCAUUUUAUAAUGGCAUAAUGCAUAAUAGGUGUAGGCAAGAGCUGUUGCAAAUUGUAGAUCAUUACCUGUAUGGAAUCUCGGAACGUGCACCGCGUUGCGUUAACUUUAUUUGUGCAAGCUUUAAUUCUGUCUGAAUAAUUUUGUACUUUCUGUUCGUGAUACCCACCAGUUGAAAAUGUCGAGAAUUUCGAAAGAAAAUUUUGGUUGUUUCGAAUGUUCCUUAAGAACUGACACCUUGGCCACUUUUAUUAUCAGUUUGGUUGUUAGUGAACUUCCAGAUUAUCUUGUAUCUCAUGGCUAUCGUAAAUAUCCUGAAUAUUAUCAAAGGUUGUAUGAUUCAAUUCCCGAAGUCGUGUUCAUUGCGUGGUCAAGUUCUGUAAUCGGUGCUCUCUGUGGUGCAAUAAAGAAUCAACCCCUAUUGCUGAUACCUUACGUAGUCGUGAAGCUGCUUGAUAUGGUGUUUUCGAUAAUCCAAACGUUCGCAGUAGAAUCGCAUCAAUCAGUUGUUGCAGUAGACAUACGCCCAUUUAUUGUGGCUGAUUCAUACAUCGUUUGGAGUUUUUCAAUCGUUGGUCUUUAUGGUGUAAUGAGGGAGAAACCCGUCUUGCAGAUAAUUUACUUGGUGGUGGAGUCGCUGAAUUGGGUAUUUUUUACACUCUUAAUUUUUGUAGUGCCAAUUAUUCUCUAUAACGAUAACGGGCUGUUAUCUGGCUUUGGCGUUGUCUAUGUCUACACAAUAUGGAUCGAAUUUAUAUUAGGCAUCUUCUUUAGUGUCUCUUUCGUCAAAUUCAAUGUCGUGCUGAGCUAUUACAAGGAAUGCCGAUCAAAACCUCCAGUUCUGGACACUGAAUUAUCGCCUUUGAAUUGAACUACAUUCUAGAUCUUCGGUACAUGUUUGUUACUUACAAUUUACGAGUACAUACAUUGAAUUUUGAUUAUUGUACCUACAUUCAUUCAUACGAUUGAAAAAAAAAUAAGAUUUCGUUCUCAUCA